UCACCCACCCCAACCCCUGGAGAAGCAGGGCUCACAGAGGUGGGGCAACCCACCUGGGUCUCAGCAAGGCAGGGGCAGAGCCCCGGGGCUUUCUGCUGCCCCAUCCCCUGCCUGGGCUGGACUCUGGGACUCAGAGAUUGAGAGUGCCUCCUACGCCUGUUCACCCCUCUCGCCUCAGCCCCAGAUCAGGCCACAUCCUUUUAUGUGGGCCCUCAUCCCCCACUCUCCUCUGGCCUCCCAGCUUCCGGUUUAUCUCGUUCAGUCCAGGCUACAUAGAGCUCCCGCGAUGACCCUGCCCCUCCCCUGCUCUCAGUGCUCCCAUGGCUCCCCAGCACCCUGGCAGAAGUCCCAAGCUCUGCAGUCUGAUAACCAAAACCCUGUGUGCUGUGAUCCCCACCCGUCUCUGUCACUUCAUAUCUCACUGCUCCCCUCCAACCAAGUUCCUCUCCAGUCCCCGAAAGAGCCCCGCCAUGGUGCCUCUGGGCCUUUGCACAGGCUAUUCUUUCUGCCUGGCACAGCUUUCUCCUCUUGGCAGCCUGGAAUGUUCCUCCUCACUACUCAAGAUUUCAAACAUCACUCCUUUGUUAUCUCUCUGCCAGAUCCCCUCCUCUCUGUCCCCACAGCUCUGGCCCCAUCAUCUCCUAGACCCUCCCCUCAGCCUCUAGUCUCUCCCCUCCAGUCAAUUCCCAGCAUGGUCCUACACCCAGAGAUGACCCUUUCUCCCCAUCUCUUGCUCACAGCCCUCCUGUGCCCAUGCCCCUGCCCCAGCAUCCUCAGGCAAAGUCCCAGCCCCUCAGACUAUUUUAGAAUGUAUUCAUCUCCUCUGUCAUUGAAAACAGGGAUCAAUCAACUCUUUCAUGGCAAGGCCAUGCUGGAGACCCAGAGAUAAGUCCGCUAUGAGCCCUGCGCUGAGGGAAGCCAGGGAAACAGAUACACAGAAAAAGAAUACACAACUUUCCCCUCUCCGACCCCUCCCCCUGCCCUGCCCACCAAAGGCCCAGAGACAGAACAAAGGUGCCAUUGUCCAGAGGAGGCAGAGCCCAGAGAGACAAGUGGUGGUGGGGUGGGCCUCCUGGGCUUGGGGACAGCUGGACGAAAGGCUGGGGGUAUCAGCACAGGAGAUGUGGUUGGGGACAGGUGGCUGCAACGGGUGGGAUGGGCCUGAAGCCAGGAGGCCAGCAGGGGACAGGUUGGCCCCAGACACCCGGCUGAACCCCCAUCGCAGCCUCCUGGGCACCGGCAACUAUGACGUCAACGUGAUCAUGGCCGCCCUGCAGGGGCAGGGCCUGGCCGCCGUGUGGUGGGAUAGAAGGAGGCCCCUGUCCCAGCUGGCGCUGCCCCGGGUGCUGGGGCUGAUCCUGAACCUGCCCUCGCCUGUGUCCCUGGGGCUGCUCUCCCUGCCGCUGCGCCGGCGGCACUGGGUGGCCCUGCGCCAGGUGGACGGCGUCUACUACAACCUGGACUCCAAGCUGCGGGCGCCCGAGGUCCUGGGCAACGAGGAUGGUGUCAGUCUCCUUGUUUCUCCGCCCAGGGCCUUCCUGGCAGCUGCGCUGGCUCAGGGCCUGUGCGAGGUGCUGCUGGUGGUGACCAAGGAGGUGGAGGAGAAGGGCUCCUGGCUGCGGACAGACUGACCCCGAGGAGGAGGGGACCACGGCCGCCCGCGGGCGUGGCCCCCGCGCAUCCACAUCCAGUUCCCAGCGCCGGGGGAAGGGCCAGGCCCCGCACCUCCUGGACCCAGCGGAGGUCCCAGCCCCUUCCUCGCAUCCCCUCCCCGCCCCCCCCACAUGCCACUAAUGCCUCAAUAAACCAGAUGGAUGAUUUGC
Molecule: messenger RNA, 1823 nt
Organism: Delphinapterus leucas (beluga whale)
Lineage: Eukaryota; Metazoa; Chordata; Mammalia; Artiodactyla; Monodontidae
Source: RefSeq, a predicted model, not a curated record